UCACAGGAUGACAGGAAAAAGGCACCACCAUAAAAGGACGCCUGCUCUGUCGCUCUUAAAGCAACAUGACAAGCUUAGCUAACUCCAGUCUGGGCAGACACGGACUGCCACACGGAGGCCCUAACCACCUUCUGAUAUUUCUUUAAGGGCUCAUGAGACAGCUGUUCCUCAAAGGACUGGAGGGAGCACCACAGAGAAGGACCCAACAUGAUCUUUAACUUCUCAGGCCCAUAUGAGGUCCUUAGCAGACACGAUGUAAAGGUUUUAUUUGUAUUCUGUGAGGAUACGUCUGUCAACACUCAACACCACAAGCAGAGCCCAGAGCCAGUGAGCAUCCCUCUUCUCUGUCAGAAGUGAACAGAGACCAGGUCCUCUACGCCAGGCACAGUAAUUGUGACCACUGCUGGAUACAGAAAUGGCUAACAACUUUACUACACCAUUGGCAACUUCUCACAGCAAUAACUGUGAUCUCUAUGCACACCACAGCACAGCCAGGAUAUUAAUGCCUUUGCAUUACAGCCUGGUCUUUAUCAUUGGGCUGGUGGGAAACCUGUUGGCCUUGGUCGUCAUUGUUCAAAACAGAAAAAAAAUCAACUCGACCACUCUCUAUUCAAUGAACUUGGUGAUUUCCGACAUCCUGUUUACCACAGCUUUACCCACUCGAAUAGUCUACUACGCACUGGGCUUUGACUGGAGGAUUGGUGAUGCCCUGUGCCGGAUAACUGCUCUGGUGUUCUACAUCAACACAUACGCAGGUGUGAACUUCAUGACUUGCUUGAGCAUAGACCGCUUCUUCGCUGUGGUGCACCCUCUGCGCUACAACAAGAUUAAAAGAAUCGAAUAUGCAAAGGGUGUCUGCAUAUUUGUCUGGAUUCUGGUCUUUGCUCAAACACUGCCACUGCUCCUCAACCCUAUGUCUAAGCAGGAGGGAGACAAGACUACUUGCAUGGAAUAUCCAAACUUUGAAGGGACAGCGUCUCUGCCAUGGAUUCUGCUGGGAGCCUGCCUGCUAGGCUACGUGCUGCCCCUCACAAUCAUUCUCCUGUGCUACUCUCAGAUCUGCUGCAAACUCUUCAGGACUGCCAAGCAGAACCCGCUCACUGAGAAAUCUGGUGUGAACAAAAAGGCUCUCAACACAAUUAUCCUCAUCAUCGUCGUGUUCAUCCUGUGCUUCACACCUUACCAUGUGGCCAUCAUUCAGCACAUGAUAAAGAUACUCUGUUCCCCUGGGGUCCUGGGGUGUGAGGCGAGACAUUCCUUCCAGAUCUCUCUGCACUUCACGGUAUGCCUGAUGAACUUCAACUGCUGCAUGGACCCUUUCAUAUACUUCUUUGCAUGUAAAGGGUAUAAGAGAAAGGUCAUGAAGAUGCUCAAACGUCAAGUGAGCGUGUCAAUCUCCAGUGCAGUGAGGUCAGCCCCUGAAGAGAAUUCACGGGAAAUGACGGAGUCUCAGAUGAUGAUCCACUCCAAGGCCUCCAAUGGAAGGUAAAGGCACUUGGGACUUCACAGCACAGCAAGCUGUGGGAUGGAAAUGUUCUGCUCCCAACCAGAAUGCCUUCCAGUUGUCCUCUCUGGGCACAAUUUCCCACUGCCAACCCACCAGCCAACACACUGGGAUCCAGACCAGAUCACGAGAAUAAAAAAGCAAGUUUAACUUCAAAAACGAAAUAUAUGUAAAGGAAGGCUAUCAUAAUAAGUCUCAAUGUAAAAAGAAAUUCUCUGUGAAAUUACUAUUUCUUGCUAAUAGUUUGGCAAAAGAAAGACUAACUGCACUGUAUAUUGCCAGUGUAAAAAUGUUAAUAUUGUAAUAUAUGGAACAUAUUUCUUAAUUUACACCACUUUCAAUUUUAGAUAUUGUCUCCUUAGUAAUAUGUUCUUGUUUGCUUUGUUCUGAGACAACUGUUUUAAGAAACAUUUUGUGAGAUAAAGAACAGGUUCUAAUGAGAGCAUUAAUAUGCCACUAUAAACUAACAGCAAAAGUUCCAAGUACAAUUAACGGGAGGUAGAUUUUAAGAGCAAUGGUAGAGAUGUGAUGACAGAGGCGAAAGAAGUGUCAAGCCCUUCCCUGAGCAGCUGGGAUAGUGCCUGUGGACCACUGCUCAGAAAUACGACAGGGGCUUCCCACACAGGCAUCCAAUGAAAACAGCCACGCGCUGCCUUCUUUUUAGGAAUAGAAAAUGUGCACAUAUGCUUGAGUCUUGAGGGGACUUUUGUUCAGGUUGGUAGUACCUGGUAUCUACACAGCUGUAGAUUAGGUUAUGAGAACUGGAGCAAUGAGGAUUACAAUUAUAAUUGCCAUAGUUGCAUAAAUAAAUCAGGAAGUUAAUGCAUAAUUUAUAAAUUAGUAGUUUUCAGGAUUUUUUCUUUUUAAAAAAUUUAUUGUAUGUUUGCCGGCAUGCAAGUCAGUGCACCACAUGUGAGCGGUGCCUGCAGAAGCCAGAGAGGGUGUCAGGUCCCCUGGGGCUAGAGUUAUAGGUGGUUGUGUGCCAUUACAGAGGUGCUGAAGAUCAAACACUGAUCCUCCGGAAGAGCAGCUAGUGCUCUUAACCACUGGACCUUCUCUAAAAAAUGUUUUUUUUUUUCCCUUUUGAGACAGAGUCUAGCUAUGUCAGUCUAGCAGGCUGGAAUUCUCUAUGUAGAUAGGCUAGCCUUAGACUUGCAGAUGAGCCUCGAGCCUCCUGCCUCCCUCGUGAGGGAGCUAGAGGUGUCCUGCUGGGAUUCUCUGUGAUGUCACACACCUGCCUAUACAAAUACUUUAAUAUGUACAGCAAGGUCUUCCUAAGUUCCUAAGCCCUGUUUACCCAAUCAAAUUUGGUUUGCUCCAGACCUGAAAUCUCCCCAGUAUACUAUCUCACUUAGCAAUGAUACCAAUUUAGAUAAUAGGGAAGAAAUAACACUAUACCAUGAGCCAUAAUUUCAACUUUUAUUGAGCUGUAUGCCCAGGAUAUAUUUCAUUUUAGUAAAAUUAACCUGUUUUGUCUUUUGAGACAGAGUUUCAUUAUAUAGCCCAAGACUGGCCUGCGACUCACCUUGUAUCCCAGGCAAAUAUUUAACUAAAGAUCUUCCUCAGGCACAAACAUGUAACCCCAACACCUGGGAGGCUAAGGCAAGAAAACUGUUGCAAGUUGGAGGCUAGCCUGUGCUAGGGUUAUAUACAUAUUAUAGCAAGUCCCUACUUCAGUAAGAAAAAUAAAAUGCCCCGUGUUAGCCUGCUGUGGCUACAGGUGUGUGCUAUCAAACCCAGCUUGAAGUGAGCUUGAUCCUCACUACUGUAACUUUACUGGGUACAGUAAUAUCUGAAUUGUGCUAAUUUCACAGAAUUAAAGCCUCUAACAACA
Molecule: messenger RNA, 3338 nt
Organism: Apodemus sylvaticus (European woodmouse)
Lineage: Eukaryota; Metazoa; Chordata; Mammalia; Rodentia; Muridae
Gene: Gpr183
Product: G protein-coupled receptor 183
Exons: 4
Coding region: 416-1489 (357 amino acids)
Biological process (GO): G protein-coupled receptor signaling pathway
Cellular component (GO): membrane
Molecular function (GO): G protein-coupled receptor activity; oxysterol binding
Source: RefSeq, a predicted model, not a curated record